CGGAAAAGCAAAUGAUGCCAAACUAAGGAAUCCACAAACAGUUUUGGGGGAGUUCAGCGUGGUCGGUGUGCUGGGCCCGUGCAGGAGGAUGUGCGCAGAUUUACAAACAGUAGGAAUAACAAUGGAAAAGUUGUGUUUGUGAGGAGGUUGGCUGGGGAAGUUUUUGGCCAAAAAACCCCAGUUUCGCCUUUCUUUCUUGCACGGAUUCGGUUUCGGCAUUCGAUCAAAUAUGUAAGUUUUUGAUCAAGAGGUCUGCCCUCACCUUUCCCUCCCCCCCCACUGCCUAGUCGUUUUAUACAUCAAGGAGCCGCUUGGUGUUUUACAAACGGCUUAAAUGCAAAAGUGGUUGUUGUUUGGUGUUGGUUGAACUGUAAGAAGAGGGGAGAGAAGAGGAAUGGAGCAACAACUAGAAAAGGAGCUUUGAAGUGUAACAAAGAAAAGACAUGAACAAUGGCAGAAGGAAAAAAGAAGAAUGCGGCCGCGUAUCGCAGCGUCUCUUUCAAAAAGUUGGGCUCCAGUAGGAGUGAGGAGCAGCAACAGAAAUCAGAGGGUUCGGAGUCUGUCGGCGUCGCCCUCCCCCCGGAGCCCAGCCGAGCAGAACAGUCCUGGGCGACGCGUAAUGUCAGUGUGUCAAGAAAAGUUUCCAAAAUCUCCGCCACCGCAACCGCAGAGCCAAAGAGAGGCUCCUCCGCUCUUCCCUCCUCUAUUUCUCCAUCCAUUCGCCAGCUCACGGAGAAGUUCAACAGCAGCAGCAGUAAGAGGAGCGGCGGAGCCACCAGGACGCAACACGCCUCACCGGGAGACGGUGCAGCGCCUACGCGGGGGAGCAGCACUCUACCCCGGGCCCGAGGCGACAGGAUAGACGGAUCUCCAACUCGUAAAUCUUUCCACGAAGACAGCGGUGAGGGAUGUUUCUUGGAGAGCGACCCAACCACCGCAGAAUCUCUCUCGGACAGCAGAUCGCUAAAGUUUCACUCUGGCACCGAUUCUGUGUCGGGUUCAGAUUCGGAGAAGUGGAUUUUUAGGCGUUUCUCAGCUGAGAGCUGCAAGUCUGGUAAGAGAGAUUAUUCUCAGAUUUCUGCCGCUGAUCUUAGAAAGAGUUUGACUACAGAUGAGGAAGAGGAUGUUGGUUGUAAAGAGGCUUCACUACCUUGCAAACCCCACAGAAGUUAUCGCCACAUCCCCACGCAUUCUGAAAGGUGGCCCAGUGUUACCAAAAUCAGACAACUUUUCGAUGAGAAAGCUUCGCAACUACUCAAAACUGACACAUGUGAGAGCUUAAAGGCAGCGGGCAGAGGCUAUUUACAUGACUCCAGCUACAUUGAAAGUGACAAGCAGUCAGUAUGCAUUUCUGUCUUUGAUAAAUUCGCAUCUGGAGAAGAAAGCAGGGAAACUAGCUCUGCUAAAGACACUUUUUGUUAUUGUGUGGACAUUUAUUUCAAAACUGAACAUCCCCAUCCCUCAAAUGACGAGGAAGGAGAUAUAGAAAAUUCUGAAUUGUCUUCCAGAAGUCAUUUUCACACUGAGUGUAAUUAUCACAGGAAUAAUUCGUCUACAUGCAGAUUUCAUAGUACCAGUGCUGAGGCAGAAGCUACCUGUAAGUUCCCCAGAAAAGCUGGAUCGACGCCUGACCCUAAACCUGACCUUCAACCCUGUGCUGCUCCGUCUUCGAGGCGAUCAGUGGGCUUAGACACCUCCUCCUGCUGCUCCUCUCUACAGCAGCCGACAGAGAGGGAGAGAAGGGAUAUACAGGGGGUCGGGCUGCCCAGGGAUAGUUUACAUUCCUCACAUAGUUCUUCUAGAGCACCAGCCCCCACCACCUCCUCCAUCUCCUCUACUCCAGCUCCAGAUAAAGCCAUUACCUCCUAUUCCUCUACUAUAGCUCCCCCCUCUGAGUCAGGAGCCUCUACAAAAGUUAGCUCUCCUCUCAGCUUCCAUUGGAAGUUAAGCUCUGGAGACGAAGAAGAGGUGCACAGCAGGAGAAAGAGAGGAGGGGCUUGGAGUUAUCCCACAUGUCCUGCUUCCUCUGUCACUUGCAGGGGAGGGGAAAGGAGUGCCACUGAGCGAGGGGGCAGCUAUUUAUCCCGCAAUAAAAAUGGCCGUUGGGGUGCAAAGGUCAUUGGCAGGUCCUCAGGCAGCGAGGAGGACAGCCCUGCUUCUAUAGGCCCCCACUGUAGAGAGGCAGUGCGCCGUCGCUCUCUAAGAAAAAAGAAGAAGAUCAGUGGGGCUGCUCUAGCAGCAGGCCGUGAUGAUUACAAUGAUCAGUAUGGUGAAUCAGAAGGCAGUGACAGUGAUCCAGCCCUGACCAUGGAUCACACAGAGAGGCAGCAGCAAAACACUGGAGAAGUUACAGGGAUGAUACAUCGGAGCCACUCGGCUCGAGAACCUGGUGGCCGUAGCAAUAAAGCCAGGGUGCAGCACUGGGAACGCCUUUCCUCGCCUACUAUGUCCACCACACUUCCUGCUGUAUCACGAGUGUCAAAGGUGAAGAUACCCCCUUUUGUUUCUAGUCCUGGUGAUUCAUGCUGCAGUAGCAGAUACUCCAGUACUGAGACUCUAAAAGAAGAGGACCAGGGGGAUGAUGGCAGCUGUGGAGCUAAUAUGCUCUUUAACACCAGUGGAUCACAAGGCAGAACAAGCAGAGCUGCUUCGUCAUCUAUGUUGAGUAAAACUUACCAUGGAAAUUUCACCAUGUACCGGUCCCCCAGCUUUGGACAUGGAGACAACUUCUCCCGGGCACCUGUCCGAGUGCAUCCCAAAAUCUUGCCAACAGUAACCUUCAUACCAAGUGUAACGCCCAGAGAAAGUGGAGGAUCUUCAGGAGUAAGAGGUCUUGACACUGUUGUACUAAGGAAAACAACAGGGAGAGAGGCUGCAAAUAAGGCUAACAAAAUUUCUACGUCCAACCCCGAUAUUGCAUCAGAAACUAUGACUCUCUUAAACUCACUGAAAAAUGACGUGCCAAAACUCAAAAUGCGAAGACCAAGUGGAGGGGACCGAAACAGGGCUGGGGAGUGUUCGUCGGAGUACAGCAGGGACUUGGGCCCUCUAAGUGGGACCGUUUUACCUUCGGGUCACCGCCCUUCACUGAAAGACCUCACAGCCACUCUAAGGCGCACAAAAUCAUUCACCUAUUCGGACAAAAUAACAACAGGUGCAAGAUCUUAUUUGACAGGUGGCACAACAAAGAGGAGUUCCUCUGAGCAGCAGCUUGACUUGGAUGAUGAGAAGACUGAGGGUAGGGUGGUGGUGUCAGACAGAGAAGUAGAAAGUGAUGGUGGGGAUUUUCGAUUUGGGCAAAAUCUUAGGACUUAUGGACUAAAGGAUGAGGAUGACAAUGGAGAAGUGAUGCCAACUCCACUAGAGGAGAGAUGUGUGCAGGAAGCCAGGCAGGUCAUCCAAGAUAUCUGCCAGAUGUGCAGUAGGGAUGAUGAUGAUGAUGAUUUAGCUUUAAUGUCGUCUGAUAGUAUUUUGGGGAAUGAAGGUUUACAGGUCAAGCAAACAGAUGAAAGGAAGAAAAAUACAGGAGGCAUUAAAGAUCAGAUGAGCACAGCUCAAGAGUCUGAGAACACAAAAGACAAAAAUAAACAUGAGCAGGAGAGAGAGAGCAAGGAGAGAGAGAGAAGUGAACAAAGUAUGCAGCUGGAGAAACUAAACAGUAGGGGUACCGACUGCUGGGAGAAGUCCAACAGGCAGACCAGAGAGAUUGAGAGAUCAUUACUGAAGGGGGACUCGGAGGAAAGUAUGCUCUAUGACCGCUCCAUGGAUGAGCUUUCAGGCCAUGACUCCAGCUUAACAGAUGAGGGGAUUGUGACAGAGCCAGAGUCGGGUCCCCCUGACCUCUCAGUGAGAUCUUUCCUGGGAUCAGCUGGGGUUAAUUUAGGGUCAAGAGUAGCAAAAGAUGUUCUAGGGCAGCCACUGACUGGAUGGAAGCAGUCAGCUCUUCAUGAGAUGGAAAGCUUCAAACAGGAGGAAAAAACAAUGCCAGAGAGCAGCUUGAACUGUACAAACCAUCUAAAUGAAACUCGUUUUCCGCAGUCUUUGACCUAUCCAGUAUGUACGGCUCAAACUGACAACCGUAUUGUGGAUAUGAGUGCUACUACUUUUAUGAACAAACUUAACAAUGAGGGAAUCAACACCAGCAGUGCGGUGUCAACGGGAUUCACAUCAGCUGCAGCAUCAGGAGAAGGAGGAUUUGAAUCUCCUGCAACCCCAAGUGCAGUCCGCCGAAGGCGCAAAUUCUCUCCUUCUGGUAACAACAACACAGGGUCCGAUUCCAGUAAUGGAAGUCAUGCAGAGUCAACAAUAGCAGCUGUAGGAAAUGGUGAGUCCACUGUCUAUCGCUCUCUUAGUGACCCCAUGCCUCAGCGGUGCUGUUCUCUCGCGGAAAAAGGAAGCAACAAUUUUUCUUCAGUCGACAGCAACCUUUUGGGCUCCCUGUCUGUCAAGGGGGGUGCUUCUCCUGAAGCCUCUGUUGCAUCUACUCUAUCAGAAUACAAAGGCAGCGUGGCAAGUGAUUUGUCUGUUUACAGUGACGGCGGUUUACGUGAUGACGGUAUUCAGGAUUACAGCAGGGUCAUCAGGAACAUUGUAGCCGAACCAGGUGCAAUGGACAGGUUGAUCACAGAUGAUCAUGGCAACGGCAAGGCCCCCAAGAAGAAGUCUUUUAGUGACCCCAGUCGCCGUAGUGAGGCCCCUCCAGUGUCCCAAACUGACCCUCAAACUGGCAGCACACAUCAGGUCAGUGAGUUGGAUCAAUCUGGACAGAUUCCACCUUCUAGCAGUGAACCAAUCCUAAGUGAGCAGAGAGAAGAACUUUGGGAUUUAGAGUCUAACCGCACACAACUGCUUCAGGCCAAGAUUGCUGCCUCCAAGUCAGAAUGCAGUGCUGUUUCUGAUAACCCCGAUGAGGAAGAUGAUUCAAUAGACCACUAUCAAAAGGAGAAGUUUAACUUAGAUCUCAAGCUUGCUGAGGUUCUAUCUCCUAGAACAACACGUCGACUGGCUAAGAAACGUCCCAGCAAGUUACAAUCUUUUCCUGACAAUGUCCAAUUUCAUCCCAUUGAAAUGGGUUCAGAGGACCAGGAGGAGCACAGCAACCAAAGUAAGCUAAUAUCAUCUCUUCCUGCAUCACCACUGAAAUCCAAAUCCAAAACUAAACCCAAGCACAUUCGCAACGCCAGUGAACCCGCCGCCUUCAUUCCAAUCUCCCCACCUGCACAGCUCCAACCCCUGAAGGAAGUGGACUUCCAAGCAGUAACUCCAAGAGAUGAGGCCCAAUCUUUGGAGGAUGUUUCACAGAAAUACAAUCUUGAGGACAUUGAGGCCAGACUUGCUUCUAUAGCAAGUAAUGGAUCUCAAGGAUUAAUUCCUGGUGCAGAAGGCUCUGGUGGGACCAGUAACAUUGGACUUACAGAAACUGGACCUCAGAAGAUUGGCACAGAGGACAAGUUGUCUGCUUCUGCUCCACAGAAGACCAAACCCAAAGUGGACAUGAGAAAGCAUGUAAUGAUGACCCUCCUGGACACAGAGCAGUCAUAUGUUGAGUCUCUACGCACUCUUAUUCAGGGCUACAUGCGUCCUCUGAAACAACCAGACGGCAGCUCCAUCGUGGACCCCCUGCUGGUGGACGAGAUGUUUUAUCAGAUCCCAGAGAUCCUGGAGCAUCACGAACAGUUCUUGGAGCAGGUUGCAGGCUGUGUCGGCCAAUGGCACGACAGGCAGACGGUGGGACACCUCCUCAUCCACUCAUUCUCCAAAGAUGCUCUCGCUGAUACGUAUUCAGCAUACAUCGACAAUUUCCUCAAUGCUAAAGAUGCAGUUAGGAUCGCAAAGGAGGCCAAACCAGCAUUUCACAAGUUUCUGGAGCAAAACAUGCGUGAGAACAAGGAGAAGCAGGCUCUGGGCGACCUGAUGAUCAAGCCGGUGCAGAGGAUUCCUCGAUACGAGCUGCUGGUUAAGGACUUGUUGAAACACACGCCAGAGGAUCAUCCAGAUCAUCCGUUUCUGCUGGACGCGCAGAAGAACAUCCACCGACUGGCAGAGAAAAUCAACAAGGGGCGUCGCUCCGCUGAGGAGGCGGAGAGGGAGGCCAGGGUUAUCCAGGAGAUUGAGGCUCACAUAGAGGGAGUUGAACAUAUUCUGAAUCCACAGAGGAAAUUCUUGAGGCAGGAAAUAGUCAUGGAGGCGAAGACUGUAGGGGGGAAGAAGGACCGAUCCCUCUUCCUCUUCAGCGAUCUGAUCAUCUGCACCACCCUCAAGAGGAAGUCUGGCUCGUUGAGGCGCAGCUCCAUGAGCCUAUACUCUGCUGCCAGUGUGAUAGAUACCUCCAGCAAAUACAAGUUUUUGUGGAAGCUUCCUUUGGAGGACGUGGAGGUGGUGAAAAGUUCUUCUCAGGCAACCAACAGAGAGAGCGUCCAGAAGAUGAUUACCCGAUUAGAUGAGGAUCUCAGCACUUUGGGUCAGAUCAGCAAACUAUCAGAGACCCUGAGCUUCCCACAUCAGUCCCUAGAUGAGGUCAUAAAAGACCUGAUGGCAUCAGUCCACAAAGAGCUCUCUGAGAAACAGUCUUUGGCCUUUAGCAUGACCUUCUUGCCCACAAAGCUGGAGUUCACAACGGCCUCGGCUGAGAGCACCUUCGUCUUUGAGUUCAGCUCGCCCGACGCUCGGUCGAGCUUCGAACAGGCCUUUGAGGAUGCCAAGAAAAAGUUGGCCAUGAACAAGGACCAGUGGGACCCAGAGUUCCUGAAGGCAAUCCCUAUUAUGAAGACCCGCAGUGGGAUGCAGUUUUCAUGUGCCUCGCCCAGCCACAGCUGUCCCGACAGUGGCUGUGAGGUUUGGGUGUGUAACAGUGAUGGAUAUGUAGGCCAGGUUUGCUUGUUGAAUAUCAAAGAUGAGCCCACGGUGGAGGCCUGCAUCGCCGUCUGCUCGGCCAGGAUCAUUUGUAUCGCUGCGGUUCCAGGACUCAAAGGAAGGGAUCGUGUGUCAGAACCUGCGCCGACCUCCGGGCCUCCUACUCAUCCCCAGCAGCAGCUCGACAUCUCCAUCUCACCUUCGACCUUGGAGCCAACGGAGCAGCCAACAGGACCAGGGGCGGAGCUUGUGCCGUUUGACAGCGAUGACUCGGACGAUGAAGAUUCACCUAGUCCUUCUUCAACCUUGCAGAGUCAGGCCAGUCACUCCACCAUAUCGUCCAGCUAUGGCAACGAUGAGGGUGUGAGCUCCAAGGACAUGGCCACGGAGACCACCAGCAGCGAGGAGGAGCAGGAGUUCCCCGUCCCGAGCUCCUAUGGUGCUCCUGGGAUGCUGGGAGUAGGCGGAGGGAGUCGCGCCCACACAGAGAGUCCCAUGGACGGCCGGGCCAUGCGCCGGUCCUCCAGGGGGUCAUUCACCCGAGCGAGUCUGGAGGAUCUGCUGAGUAUUGACCCAGAGGCGUACCAGAGCUCUGUGUGGCUGGGCACAGAAGAUGGAUGCAUACACGUGUACCAGUCCUCAGACAACAUUCGGAACCGUAAAAACAGCAUGAAGAUGCAGCACUCAGCCUCCAUCCUCUGUAUAUUGUACUUUGACAACAAAGUGUUUGUAUCAUUAGCAAAUGGAGAGGUUAUCGUCUAUCAGAGAGAAGCAGGUGAGCUAACGACUAAAAAGUGUGCAGAUGCAAUCAUUAGACAGCACAAAGCUGCCUGCCUCAGGAUCACAGCCUUGUUGGCCUGCAAGGACCUGCUGUGGAUCGGCACCAGUGCAGGAGUGGUCCUUACACUGGUGAUCCCGACAGUGAGCACAGGAACUGGUGCCGGGACUCUUAAGUCGCCUCUGGUUCCGAUCGGAUCGGCUCACGGUCACACAGGGCACGUUCGGUUUCUGACUUCAAUUGAGCUACCAGAAGGAUUUGACAUGAACUUCCCUCCAACAACAACAGACUCCACAGGCAAUCGGCCUCCGAGCAGCAGCAGCAGCGUAGACGACGGGAGCCUCCAGAGGCGAGACUCCACACACCACAGGACCUCCACACACAUCCCAGUGAAGACCAACCACCUCGUCAUUUCUGGUGGAGACGGCUACGAGGACUUUAGGCUGACCAACAGCAGUGAAACCAUCGGUCGAGAUGACAGCACCAAUCACCUGUUGCUCUGGAGAGUCUGA
Poecilia latipinna (sailfin molly) is the source of this 8142-nucleotide messenger RNA. RefSeq names its product Rho guanine nucleotide exchange factor (GEF) 17 (gene arhgef17). The record is from RefSeq and is a predicted model, not a curated record. The transcript is spliced from 22 exons. Gene Ontology annotation, molecular function: protein binding; guanyl-nucleotide exchange factor activity. Lineage: Eukaryota; Metazoa; Chordata; Actinopteri; Cyprinodontiformes; Poeciliidae. Gene Ontology annotation, biological process: actin cytoskeleton organization. Bases 451 to 8142 code for a protein of 2563 amino acids.